Plutella xylostella (diamondback moth) is the source of this 1675-nucleotide messenger RNA. RefSeq names its product serine protease inhibitor dipetalogastin-like. Lineage: Eukaryota; Metazoa; Arthropoda; Insecta; Lepidoptera; Plutellidae. Gene Ontology annotation, molecular function: protein binding. The record is from RefSeq and is a predicted model, not a curated record.
UCACCUGUUGACCCAUACACUGACUGAUUAUGAUAGCAGAUUGUGGUCGUAUAUAAAAUGUGUUGCUGGACAGAUUCGAGCAUCAGUCCAAGUAAGAUAACUAACCCGAGCUGUUGUUUGUUACACAUAGUUACAUUUUAAGCAUUUUCAAGAAAUGUUUUUCCAAUUAGCAGGCGCAGUCCUCCUGCUGGCAGCGGCGGCGCACUCCUGGCCUCCUUGCGCCUGCCCCAAAAUCCACCAGCCCGUGUGUGGAGACAACGGACACACGUACUCCAACGAGUGUUUGUUGAACUGCUUGUCUCCAACCACCAGCGUCCGCCACGCGGGCCCGUGCGACCGGGGCCACGAGUGUGUCUGCAACUACGUGCUGCAGCCCCUGUGCGGCUCCGACGGCCGCACCUACGGCAACCAGUGCGAGUUCAACUGCGCCCAGAGCAAGUCCGCCGACCUGACCGUCCUACACGACGGUCACUGCGAGGCUGUGCUGAACGCAGCAGCUAGAGCCGGCGGCGUGCAAGUGGCUGAUCCCCGCCCGCUACCGUGCAACUGCCCCAGGACCGCCAAGCCGGUGUGUGGAGACAACGGACAAACGUACACCAACGAGUGUUUGUUGAACUGCCAGGCGCCGUCGGCCAGUGUCCGCCACACGGGCCCGUGCGAAAGGGACCACGUGUGUUCCUGCAACAAACUGCUGCAGCCCGUGUGCGGCUCCGACGGCCGCACCUACGGCAACCAGUGUAUGUUCGACUGCGCCCAGAGCAGGUCAGCCGACCUGUUCGUCCUACAUGACGGUCGCUGCGAGGCUGUGCUGGAUACCCGAGCAGCUAUACCCAGCGGCGUGCAAGUGGCCGAGUCCCCGCGACUGUGCAGAUGCCCGAAGAUCAAACAGCCCGUGUGUGGAGACAACGGACACACGUACUCCAACGAGUGUUUGUUGAACUGCUUGUCUCCAACCACCAGCGUCCGCCACGCGGGCCCGUGCAAGCGGCGCCACCCGUGCUACUGCACCAGGGAGCGGAAUCCCGUGUGCGGGAGUGACACCAGGUGGUACGGCAACCCGUGCCUUCUGGAGUGUGCCCAGUCGGAGAAGAAGGAUCCCAAUUUACAAGAGGUCCACCCGAGGAACUGCAUCGACAAGGACAGGCCGUGCGCAGUCCUCCUGCUGGCAGCCGCGGCUCACUGCUGGCCGCCAUGCCCCUGCCCCUUAGUCUUCAUGCCCGUGUGCGGCUCCGACGGCCACACCUACAGCAACGAUUGUUUGCUCGAGUGCGCCCAGAGCAAGUCAGCCGACCUGACCUUCCUACACUUCGGUCACUGCGGGGCUGUGGUGGACGCAGCAGCUAUACCGUACAGCGGCAGCGUACAACCACAAGUGUUUAUUAAACUGUCUGGCUCCAACCACUAGCGUCCGCUACGCGGGCCAAUGUAGAAUAGCGGACUAGCAACUAAAUAUACCUACUUACAGAUGAGCUAUAAAAAGUCAUGUUGUUAACAGAUUUAAGUAAGUAAGUAUACUUACUUACAAUUUACAAGGUGCUACAAAACACAAAACCUAUAGAUUAGUCUAUGCCUAAAGUAAGCGGAAGGUAUCAGAGAUUCAUUGUAAUUUUGAAUAAUCUUUUCGUUUUUUUUGGGAUAUUACAAAAAUAAAAUGAUGCUUCGAUUUUCACCAUAA